Metarhizium album ARSEF 1941 is the source of this 729-nucleotide messenger RNA. RefSeq names its product zinc knuckle domain containing protein. Lineage: Eukaryota; Fungi; Ascomycota; Sordariomycetes; Hypocreales; Clavicipitaceae. Gene Ontology annotation, biological process: positive regulation of cytoplasmic translation. Bases 1 to 729 code for a protein of 242 amino acids. Gene Ontology annotation, cellular component: cytoplasm. Gene Ontology annotation, molecular function: translation regulator activity; single-stranded RNA binding; zinc ion binding. The transcript is spliced from 2 exons. The record is from RefSeq and is a predicted model, not a curated record.
AUGUCUUCUCUCUCGCGUCGUGCCUGCUACAAAUGUGGCAACGUUGGUCACUAUGCCGAAGUGUGUUCUUCGUCCGAGCGCCUUUGCUACAACUGUACGAUUUCCCUUGGCGCCGACUUGUCCGAUGGCCGUACUGACGAACUGAAUGCAGGCAAGCAGCCUGGCCAUGAGUCCAACGGCUGCCCACUCCCUCGGACUACUGAGGCAAAGCAGUGCUAUCACUGUCAGGGCCUUGGCCACGUUCAAGCUGACUGCCCUACUCUACGCCUUAGCGGCAAUGCUACCAGUGGACGCUGCUACAACUGCGGCCAGCCUGGUCAUCUGGCGCGCGCGUGCCCUAAUCCAGUUGGCCCGAUGGGCCGCGGUGCUCCCAUGGGGCGUGGCGGCUUCGCUGGCGGCUUCGCUGGACGGGGUGGUUUCCCUGGCGGUCCCCGUCCUGCUACCUGUUACAAGUGCGGUGGCCCCAACCAUUUUGCUCGAGAUUGCCAGGCUCAAGCCAUGAAGUGCUACGCCUGCGGUAAGCUCGGUCAUAUUUCUCGCGACUGUACCGCUCCCAACGGCGGCCCUCUGAACACUGCCGGAAAGACCUGCUACCAAUGCGGCGAGGCUGGCCAUAUUUCUCGCGACUGCCCUCAGAAGAACGCCAGCGGGGAGAUCGCCCCUGAAGUCGACAUGAGUAGCGUUCCCGCUGCUCAGGCUCCAGUGGCUGCUAUUGCCCCUGUGGCUUAA